This is a messenger RNA of Symbiodinium necroappetens, 792 nucleotides long. The record is from the annotation of a GenBank genome assembly. Lineage: Eukaryota; Dinophyceae; Suessiales; Symbiodiniaceae.
AUGCGACAAGCGCAUCUCUUUGGGGUUGCCGCUCUACGCGUGCUGUGCGAUUCGAGCUCGGAAUUCUCUGCCUCGGCUUCGGCAGCUCUGUAUGGUUGGGCAGCACGGGGAAGAAUUGACAAGCUGACGAUGUUACUAGAUCAGCGAGGGGAUCCCAACUUUCAGGACUCUGGUGGGCGGACGCCCCUACAUGCCGCCAGCAGCAACGGCCAGGACGAGACCGUGGACUGGCUGCUUUCAAAAGCUGUUUCUCCCGACUCUCUGGACCACCGCCAGCGGCGCCCAUUGCAUCUGGCCGCGCAGGGAGGGUACAUCAAAGCUCUGGCCCUGCUCCUUGAGGCCCGGGCUGCGGUGAACGGGCCCGAUGAGAGGGGCCAAGAGCCGCUCCACUUGGCAGUGCAGGCAGGCAUGCCAGAGGCGGCCUACAUGUUGCUGAUGUCGGGAGCGGACUCCGAGAAAGCAGACUCCUCGGGUAUGACUGCACUGCAUUGGGCGGCCUUUGCCGGGCACCUGUCCUGCACAGAAUUGCUGCUGACUUCGGGUGCCAACGUGCAUGUCCGAGAUGCAGACGGGGAAACACCCUUGCACUGGGCAUCCCGAGGACAUCCUCAGGUGUCCUAUGCCCUGCUGGCCUUCGGUGCCGAUGCGCACGCCAGGGACACAGAUGGAAGGAAGCCAGCUGACUGGGCGCGAAGCCAGGGUGAUUCCGCACUCGAGGCAGUACUGCGAGCAGGCGCGCCGGAGGAGAUGGGAGCACAGCGUGCCUGGAUACUAGAUGUCCGACCAACUUGA